UAUCGUGCUAUCGUUAUCGACGAUAGUGCGGCCAUUAUUUUGCUAUUGUGUGUGGGUCAAUCACUAAAAAGGAAAAACAGACAAAUUGUUGAGUGAAAAUGAGCACACCCACAAAAUCCAAUGGGACCGGCCUCGAGGACGUCAACAUACCCGGCCAGGCAUUUCUACGAGAGGCGCUCACCUCCUGCACUGAUCCCCUGAAAGCCAUCGAAAGUUUUCAGCUGGAGAAUGGCGUGCUAUUGCCGUCGUUGCGUCCCAUGCUACCGCUGUUGGAUCUGCACGGUGUGCGUCGCCUCGAUUUUCACACUUCUCUGAUGGAAGAGCUCCGCGACAAACUCAUCGCACACAUUAACGAUUUGGGCCAAAAAGAGCCGCGUGAACGUGACAAAAAGUUGAAGGAACUGCUGGUCAAGAGCUUUCCCGUGGUCCGUGUGAAGGCAUUGCGCCCCGUGGUGAUGGCCAUACUGCGCAACACCCAGCACAUCGAUGACAAAUAUCUGCGCAUAUUAGUGCGCGAUCGUGAGCUUUAUGCGGACACCGAUACGGAAGUGAAGCGUCAGAUAUGGCGCGACAAUCAAUCGUUAUUUGGCGACGAAGUGUCGCCGCUGCUCUCGCAAUAUAUACGCGAAAAGGAGCACAUUCUGUUCGAGCACAGCAAUCUGAACAAUCUGUUCUUUCAGCCCACACCGAAAGUGCGGCGCCAGGGCGAAGUAGUCCAGAAGUUGGCCAACAUGAUUGGCACUAGUGUAAAGCUCUACGAUAUGGUGCUGCAGUUUCUCCGUACACUCUUCCUGCGCACUCGCAACGUGCACUAUUGCACACUGCGUGCCGAGCUCUUGAUGGCGUUGCACGAUCUGGAGGUGCAGGAGAUCAUCUCCAUUGAUCCGUGUCACAAGUUCACCUGGUGCUUGGACGCUUGCAUACGUGAGAAGAAUGUCGACAUCAAACGGUCGCGUGAACUGCUCGGUUUCCUCGAUAACAUCAAGCGUGGCCAGGAGCAAGUCUUGGGCGAUCUGUCGAUGACACUCUGCGAUCCGUAUGCGAUCAACUUUCUGGCCACGUCGGCCAUCAAAAUACUACAGCAUUUGAUCAAUAACGAAGGCAUGCCGCGUGACAAUCAGAUCCUGAUACUGCUGCUGCGUAUGCUCGCCUUGGGCUUGAGCGCUUGGGUCAUGAUCGAUUCGCAGGACUUUAAGGAGCCCAAACUCGAUUGCCAGGUGGUCACCAAGUUUCUGCCAGCCCUCAUGUCGCUCAUGGUGGACGAUCAGUGUCGCCAGCUAAGCGGCAAACUGCCGCCCGAUGAACGCGAGUCAGCAUUGACGACCAUUGAGCAUUCGGGUCCAGCGCCCGAUGCUGUCGAAGCUUACAUACAGGAGAGCGCUGUGUCCAGCAUUUUAGCCAUGUAUUAUACACUGCACUCGGCACGCGCCAAGGAUCGCAUGGGACUGUUGCGUGUGCUGGCUAUUUUGGCCAAUUGUAAAGACGAUCGCGCCUAUGAGGAUCCGUUUUUACACUCGCUGAUCGCAUUACUCAUUCCCAUGAGCGAUGAGUUUGCCACAGAAGACUUUUGCACCACGCUCUUUGAUGAGUUCAUAUUCGCGGGACUGCAACGCGAGAAUGUCACCUCACGCCACAUGCUAAAGCUCUUGUGGUAUGUGCAUCACAAGUUGCCACCUGGACGUCUCGGCACCUUGAUGAAGGCCAUGCAACCGACGGCCGCGCAUAACGAGCACACACACAAGCUGUACGAAUCACUGCAGGAGCGCAUUGGCAGCGCACAGCCACCGGGUGCUUUAGAUGCAGCAGCCGCUGCUGCAGCGGGAGCUGUACUCGAUGCUGCCACGACGCCAGUUACCAGCAUGAACAGUCCAGCGGACUUUGAUUCGCCGCUAAAGAGCGCCACAUCACCGGUUGUUGGCUCCAUGUCGCCAUCGAUGUCACCCUCGAUGUCCAUGUCGAUGUCGCCAUCGCCGCACUACAGCGCACCAUAGUUUGAUCAGCCAGGGGGGAGGGAUAUGGAUUUAGUUAAGCAAAAAGUCCAAAAAGGAAUGCACAACAUCAUUCCCACUACAGUAAAAAUACAUAUUGUUAACUCGUAUAGUUAUGCGUUGACACACAAUUUAAACACACUCUACACUUAAUAAUGUAUACAACUAUCGCAUACUAUUCGCGUAUUAUAAUAUAACUAUAGUCUUAAGUGCGUACAUAACCUCAUUUAAUAUAUAAAAUAAAACAAGAACUAUUCGAUAUCUAGAGCGUAUCUCUC
Messenger RNA from Drosophila sulfurigaster albostrigata, 2266 nucleotides. RefSeq names its product negative elongation factor B-like. Gene Ontology annotation, biological process: negative regulation of transcription elongation by RNA polymerase II. The record is from RefSeq and is a predicted model, not a curated record. Gene Ontology annotation, cellular component: NELF complex; nucleus. The transcript is spliced from 2 exons. Bases 99 to 1991 code for a protein of 630 amino acids. Lineage: Eukaryota; Metazoa; Arthropoda; Insecta; Diptera; Drosophilidae.